This is a messenger RNA of Babjeviella inositovora NRRL Y-12698, 1971 nucleotides long. RefSeq lists its product as uncharacterized. Gene Ontology annotation, molecular function: aldehyde dehydrogenase (NAD+) activity. Bases 277 to 1902 code for a protein of 541 amino acids. Gene Ontology annotation, cellular component: cytoplasm. Gene Ontology annotation, biological process: aldehyde metabolic process. Lineage: Eukaryota; Fungi; Ascomycota; Pichiomycetes; Serinales. The record is from RefSeq and is a predicted model, not a curated record. The transcript has a single exon.
CUCGCCGCCUGUUUUACUUGGCAUGUGCGGGAAUUUUAUAUAAGGAUAUUUUACCAUGAAACUCAAACCUAGUAAGUGACUACCGGAGUACCUCGGCUGCCUAAUUUCACUUCCCCACCCUUGUUGCUUAACACAUGCAUUUCUCGGCGACGGAUUUAAACCUUUUUACUUUUGCCUUUCUGGGGUAAUUUGCUAUCGCCCCAUAUAUAGCCACCCCCUUCUUCUUUACCCAUUGAACGUCCGCAUUUCCUAUCCUACAAAUAAUUUAUUGUAACUAUGUCUAUUAAAUCCCUUGACCACGACUUCAGCCCCUACACGCCAGUAGAAGCUGUGCCCCAAAUCGUUCAGGAGACCCGCGACUUGUUCCGCGCCAACCAGAAAGACCUCCACACAGACUCUAAGCGCUUCUUACAGCAGAGAUUGAACAAGUUGAGAGACUUGUACUACGCCAUUAAUGACCACGAGGAUGAAAUUAUUGCUGCGUUGAAGUCUGACUUUAACCGCUCGCCGGCGGAGACUUUAAUGAUGGAGGUUGGGUUCCUCAAGGCGGAGAUCCUCUACAUCAUCGACAACUUGCACAAGUGGGUCAGGCCAAAGUCGAAUAAGGACAUGCCACUUUUAUACAAGUCUGCGAGCUGUUCUACCACGUACGCGCCAUUAGGCUCGGUGUUGGUUAUCGCGCCGUUCAACUUCCCGUUGUUGCUUAGUGUUUCGCCGUUAGUGGGUGCCAUUGCUGCUGGUAACACCGUGGUGUUGAAGCCCUCCGAAUUGACCCCCCAUUUCGCUGACGUGUUGAUCAAUAUCAUCGACCGUGCGUUUGGCAGCGGCGCUCAGGCUCUCGUAAGAGUCGUCCACGGUGGCAUUCCGGAAACCACCGCGGUCUUGGACCAAAAGUUUGACAAGAUCUUGUAUACCGGGAACCCGAUCGUCGCCAAAAUUGUCUCGCGUAAGGCUGCUGAACACUUGACCCCCGUCAUUUUGGAGUUAGGGGGAAAGUCACCUGCAAUCAUCACCGAGAACAACACUGUGGCUGAUUUAAAGGUGAUUGCCAGAAGAAUCUGCUGGGCCAAGUUCUCCAACUCGGGGCAGAUCUGUGUGACCGUUGAUUACGUCGCGAUCCACAAGUCUCUUCACAAGGAGUUUGUCGACAUCUUGACGCAGGUCUUGGCGGAAGAGUUCUUCCCGAACUUGACGGCCGAGGAUGAAACCUUCACCCACAUGAUUCACGACAGGGGAUUCGAUAGACUUGUUAAGACUAUUACCUCCUCCUCUGGAGACGUUGUGUUUGGUGGCAAGAGAUUCGAGAAGGAGUCCAGAUUCAUCGAGCCAACCGUAAUUGACAACGUCGACUUUAACGAUUCUACCAUGGUGGAAGAAAACUUCGGCCCAGUUUUACCAAUCAUUGAGUACGACGACUUACCAACAAUCGUGGACAAAAUUGUCGCCAGCCACGACGAACCGUUGGCAUCUUACAUCUUCUCGCAGAAGAAUGCCGAUGUUCAGUACAUUAUGGCAAACUUGCGUUCCGGUGGUACUGUGGUGAACGACACAGUUCUUCAUGUCGGGCUCUACACCGCUCCGUUUGGUGGGGUAGGUGGCUCCGGACAUGGCUCCUACCACGGCUACAGGUCGUUCGUGGCGUUCUCCCACGAAAGAACCACGAUGCGCCACGGCUUGUGGGCAGAUGCCCUCUGGGGAAGCAGAUAUCCAAAGAACAGUGGUAACGUCUGGCAGCGGAAGUUGUUUGAUGCGACGUUGGUGUGGAAGCCGUGGUUCGGAAGAACCGGCAAUGUUUCCGGGAUGAGUUGGUUGUACUAUAUCUUUGGGGGGCUAAUGGGGCUCUUCUCUACCAUCUAUUACGCCUACAAGGGGAAGACCACUUCAAAAAAACUGAGAAUUUAAGCUGUCUAUGUGAAUGAAGGGAAGUUUUAUCUCUUCAUUUUCUUUGUUGCGGUCGCUUUUUGGCCCCCC